This is a messenger RNA of Magallana angulata, 3273 nucleotides long. Its product is annotated as rac GTPase-activating protein 1-like. Gene Ontology annotation, biological process: signal transduction. Lineage: Eukaryota; Metazoa; Mollusca; Bivalvia; Ostreida; Ostreidae. The record is from RefSeq and is a predicted model, not a curated record. The transcript has 21 exons. The coding region runs from base 148 to 2091 and encodes 647 amino acids.
UCGUCCGAGGUGUACCGAGUGAAGUCGGAAUUUGAUUGGGUGCCAUUCAAAAACUAGCGGGGGUGUCGUGUAGAGUGAAAACAAAAUAGAGAAUGCCAAAGUAGUUUAUCGACGAUAUUGUAACAUUUCAACAAGGACUACACAAACAUGCCGAAGAUGGAAGGAAAAUUGUCACUCUUGGCGAGUUAUGAUGACAUUAUGAGAAAAUCAAGGGUUCUAAAAGCAGGAGAUGAAGCAGAAUUCCGAAGAUUUGUUCAGAACCAGGAACAAUGUCGAAUAAAAUGGCACAGUUUGGAGGUAGAGGUAGAUGCCUUACAAGAGAGGAUUCGUCGCUUGGAAGCCGAAAACAGUGGACUUAAUUUAAAACUUAAACAUGCUCGAGGUCAGAUAGAAGAAGAACUUGAAAAACGGCAAUUCCUUGAGCAUGAAAGAGACGAACAGGAGCGACAGAUAGGGCUCAUCAGGGAGCUUUUAAAUGACCGCAACGGUAGAAACACACUCAACGAGCAGGAGAGAGAGAGGCUGUUCAUGCUGAGCACGACUCACAGAUCACACCUAGAAGGAUCUCCAUCCAAAAGGAAGUCAGAAGUAUCUCACCAGGAGAGGAAAAGAUUACGGACAAUCAACGAGUCGGCCCAUUCCAUGUUGUCAGACGAUGAAUACGACAAAACGGAAGACGACCUCCAUACAACAUACCUCAGAAACGGCAGGAAAAUCAAGAGACCUUCUGCCCCUCCUAUGGAAGAAGAGCUUCCUAAGAAAAGGAAAAGCGGAGAUGAAAGAGAUAACUCCAUCAUCACCACGACAACGGUGACUAUUGGAGCAGACGGGGCACCUGUUGCCGCGGAAACAGAAGUCAAGACCGUCAAGACUCUAAAUAAGAGCUUCAGUGAGCCAGCCCUGGACAAACACAUGCCAGCACCAUGCAGAGAUGCAGACAGUGAACCUGAGUCGGAGGAUUCAUAUUAUGGGACUCCCCGUAACAAUAACAACAAGCGAAGAAAAUCCCGCGGGAUCCUUAAAACCACUCCCUCAGAAACACCAGUUUUACGCAAGGCCCACUCAGCCAGCAAAGGGUUGAACAGGGUCCAUGUUUUCAUGUCAAAAACAGUCAUCAAACCAGAGAACUGUGUACCAUGUGGAAAGAGAAUCCGGUUUGGUAAGCUGGCCAUGAAAUGCAAAGACUGUCGGUCCACCUGUCACCCUGACUGCAAGGAUAACCUCCCCUUGCCUUGUAUACCUUUGGCCCCAGGCACACCUGGAGGAAACAAGCUUGUGGGGGGGGUCAUGAGUGAUUUUGCUCCCCUAGAAAGGCCCAUGAUACCUGCCAUUGUGGUGCACUGUGUUAAUGAAGUGGAGGCCAGGGGAUUGAAUGAAGUGGGCAUUUACAGAGUUCCAGGUGCUGAUUCACAAGUCAAAGAAUUAAAGAAGGAAUUUAUGAAAGGGAAAGGAGUGCCAAAUUUGUCCCACAUAGACGACAUUCACGUGGUGUGCGGCUGUCUGAAGGACUUCCUGCGGGGGCUGAAGGAGCCACUGGUCACCUUCGGACUGUGGAGGGACUUUGUAGGAGCCGCAGAGAACAGGGACCGUGCACUGGGUCUGUCAGAGAUGUACCAGGCCAUCAGUCAGCUCCCCCAGGCCAACAAGGACACCCUGGCCUUCCUCAUCCUCCAUCUCCUCAGAGUUGGAGAUAUCCCAGACUGUAAGAUGCCCCUGACCAACCUGGCCAAAGUGUUUGGCCCGACCAUCAUCGGGUACUCUGUCGCUGACCCCGAACCUCUACAGAUGAUCAACGAAACCAAGUACCAGGCCAUGGUGAUGGAGAAGAUGUUCGAGAUCCCAGUGGAUUACUGGGAGUCCUAUCUGAAUGUGGACGAGGAGAACAUAUACCCCAACCAGUACAACACCCCGCAGACCCCGGACGGUGCUAUGCCCCACAGUAGACUUGGCCCCCUCCACACCCCAGGGUCCCAGGACUUCCGCAGCAAGACCUGGGGCAAGAGUUCCUUCACCCCCAAUAAGGGCAAGAAAGGUCGUCUACUCCCACCUCUAGUUCCCAUGCCACGCUCGGUCAGCGAGUCCAAGAUCUAGACUCAGUACAGGUUCUCCAGCAAGAGCAACCAUGUCAGCAAGAAGCCCAGCCAUUUCUUUUCUUCACCAAAACUCAACUGAAGACACCCACGAAUUCAUCGGUCAAUUCUCUCUUCACCAAGCACAGCGGGAUACAUUUAGAUGUCUUCAAGUCAUUUCUCUUGUUUAAUGAAAACUCAUCUGGUGUUGCUUACGUCCAGGCGUAUUCCAAGUUACAAAUUCUACAAAAAAUUUUGACUUUCAAUGGAAAUUUGAAGAAGUUUUAAAUUACAGAACUAAGGCUUAACGACUUCUAAUAAUUUUUUGACAAGCUCUAUUUGUUUUAUGUUAAGUCAUCCCUACCAUUCUACCAUAACAAAACAGUUGUACAUAUUGUUACUCUUCAACGUAUCUACCCCAUACUGAAAAGCAUCAUGAUACAACGUAUCAUAUCAUCGGUAUAUCAUAUGAUAUUUACUCCUGCGUAUCCACCAUGUGUGUUCAAGGCUUUUUACCUACUUAAAGUCUAUCUAGGGUACAGACGAUGUAUAUAUAGAUAUAUAAAUGUAUAUUUCAUGUAUAUAUUUCUGUAUAGUUUCCAGUGUAUGCCCUUUGUUUUAUGUAGAACUGCUAGGGUCUGGAGGGCUAUCCCCUCAUUGGGUGUACAUAUUUUAGUAGCAGUAGUUUUAGAAUCAUGUCAUAGGAAAUUCUUACAUGAAUUUCAACUUUCCCCAUUUUUUUAAUACACAGUAAGUUUUUAAAUAUUUGCAAGAGUAAAUUCAUAUGUAUAUAUAGUUUAAGCUAGAGGAAGUUUGAAACCCCCACCCUACCCCAUUUAUAGUACAUAUAUGUAUUAAAAGAUACUAGUAUACUUGUACAUUGUACAUACUUUUUUUUUUAUGUCAAAUGUAAACUUAAUCACAACAACUAAAUUUAUGCUGUCACAUGAUUCUUAGUCUUGUCUUUCUUCUUUCCUAUCUUCUCUUGAAACUGUCCAUAUAUGUACUUGUACCCCUAUAAAUAAAUUAAAAAAAAAAGAAAAAGAAAAACUGCAAUCAAUGAUUUUAAAAAUAUUUUUGAAGUCUAAAAGCUUGAGAUGAAAAACCAUGGUUAUAAGAAAUUUUCAGAUUUCAAACAAAUUUUAAUUUCUGUGUGAAGUUUUUGUGUACUGUCAGACAGAAAAAAUAAAAUAUUUUUAAGACA